GUCCGCUCAGAAAGCGGCGAACCCCUAUGGACAAAGACGCUUGUUACCGAUCCCUCGGUGAUUAACGCAUAUGUUCGUCAUAGACAAUUGAUUGAAGAGCAAGCGAUGAGUGCCGAGCUAUUGGAACCAACCAACGAUGAAGAAAAGAAUAAAAGAUUGAAAAAAAGAAUUCAAGAUCAACUGGCGAAGUUGCGUCGAAAUCAAGAAAGGCGUCAGCAGCGCAAAACUGCCCGCGAGGCAGCCAAGGCUGCCGCGACUGCCGAAAAUACACCCACACCUUUCUUAAAGGAUAAAAAGACAGAAACUUCGAGACGUUGCGGCAACUGUGGACAAACUGGUCAUAUGAAAACAAAUAAGAAAUGUCCACGAUAUGGCCUAAACUCUGUUAUGGAUGUGCCUUCAAGUCCUGCAGCUGGACCAUCGACCUCCUCGGCGAAUACACAAGAUACGUCCCUUAUCGUUAAGGUAGGGGGUAACAAGAUUUCGAUAAUCACAAAGCCUGCGGUCGAAAAAGCAUCUAGCAAAAACUCAAGGUCUUCGAGUGAAUCCUCGAAACACAAGCGUCAUGCUCCCGAUGUGGAUUCUACAGGCGAUAGGAAACGCAAACGAACUUUUUCAUUGGUUAAUGUAAUCGCGGAAAUAUUAAAAAAACUGUGGGAAACGGAAUCGGCACAACCUUUUCAUCAACCCGUCACCGAUCAACUGGCACCUGACUACAAAGAUAUCAUAAAGAAUCCCAUCGAUUUGUCAACUAUUGAAAAGAAAAAUUCUGCCGGUGCUUAUAACUCUAUCGAUGAUUUUAUGGACGACGUUAAACUAAUGGUUGAAAAUUGUAAGAUUUAUAAUGGAGUUGCUAGUCCUUACACUUCGUGUGCAUAUGAAGUAUUGGAGAAAGCAAAAAGUCUAGUCCAGGCGACUG
Messenger RNA from Acaulospora colombiana, 919 nucleotides. The record is from the annotation of a GenBank genome assembly. Lineage: Eukaryota; Fungi; Glomeromycota; Glomeromycetes; Diversisporales; Acaulosporaceae.